CAAUACACGAGCAACUGAUCUUAUCGCUCACUAGUAUAUAAGGCCCUGCACUGCCAUAGCAAACAUCUCUGACUGACUGAAAUGCGCUGCAUAAUGUCUCUGUUCACCAUCACUCUCAUCAGCAGCGUUCUUCUGAGCCUGUUUCCUCAUACACCAGCAGCAUAUGGGCCGCUGAACUAUGCCUGUUGUGUGAAAUACACUCACAAUCCUCUGCCCUUUGGUGUGAUCAAGGGCUUCGUCGAGCAGAAGUCCAUUGAGGUGUGUCGCAUAGACGCCAUCAUCUUUCUCACCAAGAACAACAAGAAGGUAUGUGCGAGCAUUAAGGAUCAGUGGGUGAGAGCAGCGCUUGCACGUCUGAGGUCCAAAAUAGAGAAACUGACAAUACAGGAAAAUAAGCGUCUCACCGCUGCUGGACUGAAACUCACGACAACCACCAAAAGCCCAUGAAGCUUCUGCAAAUAAUGUGGCUUUAAACAUUUUUUUUUUUUUUUACAUAUGA
This is a messenger RNA of Onychostoma macrolepis, 499 nucleotides long. RefSeq names its product C-C motif chemokine 20-like (gene ccl20l). Lineage: Eukaryota; Metazoa; Chordata; Actinopteri; Cypriniformes; Cyprinidae. The transcript is spliced from 4 exons. The record is from RefSeq and is a predicted model, not a curated record. Gene Ontology annotation, molecular function: CCR chemokine receptor binding; chemokine activity. Gene Ontology annotation, biological process: positive regulation of ERK1 and ERK2 cascade; positive regulation of GTPase activity; lymphocyte chemotaxis. Gene Ontology annotation, cellular component: extracellular region. The coding region runs from base 82 to 447 and encodes 121 amino acids.